AUGGCCGACCAGCAACAGUCUGGAGGUAACCUCCCACCUCCACCCGGAGCCCCUGGCUAUGACGGACAACACGGCGCUCCCCAGCAGCAUAUGCCUCCCCCGCCGCUCGCACCUGUGGUCAUCCCCCAGAACACGAACCCCAUCCCCACCGCCAUGGGCUCGCCCUUGCCUGGCAACCCGGGCCUGGACGCCAUGUCUCCCGGCAGUGGUGGACCAGGCUACGUCCCGCGUCGCGCCGCGCCCGAACCGAACAAGCGAGCUCUGUAUGUGGGAGGACUGGACCCCCGAGUAACUGAAGAUGUGCUGCGUCAGAUCUUCGAGACGACUGGCCACGUCCAGAGCGUCAAGAUUAUUCCAGACAAGACCGUCAGUUCUCCGUCUGUGAAUUCAAAGGGCUUCAACUAUGGGUUCGUCGAGUACGAUGACCCGGGGGCGGCCGAGAGAGGCAUGGCGACUCUCAACGGCCGUCGUAUCCACAACAACGAAAUUCGUGUCAACUGGGCUUAUCAGUCAAACAACACCGCGAAGGAGGACACUUCCAACCACUUCCACAUCUUUGUCGGUGACUUGUCCAACGAGGUCAACGACGAGGUCCUUCUCCAGGCGUUUUCUACUUUCGGUCCCGUCUCAGAAGCUCGCGUUAUGUGGGACAUGAAGACGGGCAGAUCGCGUGGAUACGGAUUCGUCGCUUUCCGGGAUCGUGCUGAUGCUGAGCGCGCGCUCAGCUCCAUGGACGGAGAGUGGCUUGGGUCUCGUGCCAUUCGCUGCAACUGGGCCAACCAGAAGGGUCAGCCCUCCAUUUCCCAGCAGCAAGCCAUGGCAUCCAUGGGCAUGACACCCACAACUCCUUUCGGACACCACCACUUCCCAACUCAGGGUGUCCAAAGCUAUGAUAUGGUUGUUGCGCAGACUCCCCAAUGGCAGACUACGUGCUACGUCGGCAACUUGACUCCAUACACUUCGCAGUCUGACUUGGUCCCGCUAUUCCAGAACUUUGGAUAUGUCACCGAAACACGUUUCCAGUCUGACCGUGGAUUUGCUUUCAUCAAGAUGGAUACUCACGAGAACGCCGCCAUGGCAAUUUGUCAACUUAACGGGUACAAUGUCAACGGCCGUCCACUAAAGUGUAGCUGGGGCAAAGACCGUCCUCCGACGGGCCAAUUCGAAGGCUACUCGCCCGCAGGUCCCAACUCAGCUUACCCUCAAACCCCAAGCGCGUACUUCCCUCAGUACGGAGGUGGUGGCCCGGGUGGUCCCAUGUCAGGUGGUCCUAUGUCGGGUGGUCCCAUGUCGGGCGGUCCCAUGUCGGGUGGCCCCAUGUCACCCUCAGGACCCAGCCCCGGUGGACAACCAUUUGCCCAGCAGCAGCAGGGCUUCGGCGGUCCUGGUAUGAACUACCCUCCACAGAUGCAGACGCCCCAGAGUGCCGGUGGCUACGGCCGCGGUGCUCCCCAGCAGCAGUGGGGCCAGCCCCAGCAAGGCAACUUCAACCAGAACGGCUUUGGCGGAUACCAAGGUUGAGCAUGACGUUUCAUAUCAGUCCUUCUCUGCUCUUGCAUUGCUCGACUCAUUAUUACGAAAUGUCUGGUUGUUUACACGAGGUGUCCGUUGGAUAGACGCCAUCUUCUUGGAUCCAUCUCAUCAGCUAUCUGCCCAUAUCUAUUCGACGGGGACUCUUCUGUUAUUCAAAAUUGGUGUACGAGCAGUGUCGAUCGUUGCACAGGGUUAUUUUCUCCAAGCUGCGCACAAUCUUCUUAGCGUACAUCCUGCUUUCUAGGGUUUGCGCUAGAGUAUGUGUGCCUUUUUAACGGUCGGAAUCACGGAAAGAGCUUUUGAAUGAAUUUCCUUGCUCCCCUCCAUAUGUCGUUGUCUGCUUGGCUGUUUUUUGGGCACAUACAAUCUUGCCGUCUGCCCAUCUUCAUGUUGCUUGUUUGAUACCUUAUUCUUACACCUCUUAAAAGCAUUUUGCCUUAUUCCCUUGUGUAGCAUGAAAACACCUGGCCUGUGGUAUGGGCAUAAGUGGUGAUAUGAGCUUUCGUCUAGCGUUUAGCGUUACCCGAUUUUGCACUUUUAGUAUGGGCUCGGUUGCUCAAUGGUAUUGGAGUACAUGCAGAUUUGGACUGGAAGCAAAAAUAAUGAAAUGCGAAGAGCAUGUAAUAGGCAGCAUUGAUACA
Messenger RNA from Parastagonospora nodorum SN15, 2174 nucleotides. RefSeq lists its product as hypothetical. NCBI's taxonomy places the organism in Eukaryota, Fungi, Ascomycota, Dothideomycetes, Pleosporales, Phaeosphaeriaceae. The record is from RefSeq and is a predicted model, not a curated record. Bases 1 to 1521 code for a protein of 506 amino acids. The transcript is spliced from 5 exons. Gene Ontology annotation, molecular function: RNA binding.